This is a messenger RNA of Alternaria infectoria, 1290 nucleotides long. RefSeq lists its product as uncharacterized. NCBI's taxonomy places the organism in Eukaryota, Fungi, Ascomycota, Dothideomycetes, Pleosporales, Pleosporaceae. The record is from RefSeq and is a predicted model, not a curated record. Bases 1 to 1290 code for a protein of 429 amino acids. The transcript has a single exon.
AUGCCGCGUGGAGCUUUCAUAUUACAUCUCUUUUCCUUCAGUCUCCGACAUUCUUCCUACCCCGUUUUCUUCGCCUUGAAGAUGAUCUUCUGCACUGUUCUGCCCCUGCUAAUAUCCUCCGUCGCCGCCCUCGCUUUCCCGGGCGCAGAAGGCUUUGGGCGAAACGCUGUCGGCGGUCGUGGUGGCACUGUCUAUGUUGUUACAAACCUCAAUGAUAGCGGUGAAGGGUCUCUCCGCGAGGGCGUUUCCCAGAGCGACCGCACAGUCGUGUUCUCGCUAGGUGGGUUGAUCAAGAUUAAAGAGCGCAUGGUCGUGGCCAAACGCGUGUCUAUCCUUGGGCAAACAGCACCAGGCGAUGGUAUCACAGUUUACGGAAAUGGGUGGAGUUUCAGCAACGCCGACGAUGCAAUCGUCCGGUAUUUGCGCAUCAGAAUGGGAAAAGGAGGAGCUAGCGGAAAAGACGGUAUAACGAUCGCAGAGGGGAGCAACAUGAUUUUCGACCACGUCUCCGUCUCCUGGGGUCGCGACGAGACUUUUUCGAUCUCCGGCAACGACGUCGGCAACAUCACCAUUCAAAACAGUAUCAUCGGGCAGGGUCUGCAAACACACUCGUGUGGCGGGUUGAUGCAAACGAAUCUCGGGAAAGGUAUCAGUCUGUUUCGCAACUUAUACAUUGACAACAAGACGAGAAACCCGAAGGUCAAGGGUACCAAUGACUUCACCAAUAACGUGAUCUACAACUGGGGCGGGGGUGGAGGAUACAUCGCUGGAGAUUCGAGUGCAGCAAGCGAGGCGAAUAUCGUUGGGAAUUAUUUCAUCAGCGGCCCCAGUACCAGCGUCACGGCGUUUACGCGCGGGAAUGAGAACUUCAAGGGCUACGUUGAAGGCAACUUCUAUGACUCUAACCGCGAUGGCACGUUGGACGGAACGGAGCUAGGUGUGUCCUCCAGCAACUAUGGAGGGAUGGCUAUCCAGACAACCAAGUUUCCCUUCCCAGCGCCCGAAAAGACCCUAUCGGCGGAAGAUGCGCUGAAGCUCGCCGAAAGUUCUGUCGGUGCGAGUAAAGUGCGCGAUGCUGUUGACACGCGACUCAUUGAGGAAUUGAAGAGCUACGGGAAGACGGGUGAGCUGAUUAGUGACGAGAAUGCUAGCCCCAUGGCUGGGCCUGGAACUAUCGACGGUGGAAAGCAGUGGGCGGAUGCCAAUGGAAAUGGCAUACCUGACGACGUUGAGGAUCAGUUCUCGGAUGUGGAAGAGUGGGCUAAUAGUUUAGUACCAAGUGGUUACUAG